AGCACCGAAACGGGAGUGCGCAUGCGUGGAAGAUAAAAGAGGCGCACACCGCGCAUGCGCCAACCCUGAAGGAGAAGACGAAGGCUUCUUUUUGCUCCGCCAAACGCCGGCCAGGCCGAGAACGGGGAACAGGCCCCUCUUUUGGCCCCUCUCUCGCCCCGAUUCCGUUUCUGCUGGCGCCGGGAGAUGUAAUGAGGAGCCCGGAGUGGUUCCUGAGCAGGCUGCCAACCUCUCCAUCCUGGAUGUGGCCGGUGGAUCCGGGGCCCUUCAGCUGACACGCAGACAAAAUCUGCCGAGCGUGGAGGUGGGGUAGGCGUGUGGCCCACAGGAAAGAGACAUGGAGAGAACGGACGAGGCGUAUGUCAACCGCGACGAGGAAGACGAGAUGGAAAUCUCCGGCUACCGCCCCUGCUCCUGGAAACUGGCGCUGGUCUCGCUGGGCACGGUGUGCAGCGGAGGCUUCCUCCUCCUCUUCCUCUAUUGGCUGCCCGAGCUGAGCGUCAAGUGGACCUGCCGCACCGUCGCCCUCCAAGAGGCCCGGCUCCUGCUCCUCAGGACCACGGACGAGUUCCGGACCUGGUUCCGGAUCCGGGUCUGUUCCCUCUCGGUCCCUGGAUCCGACCCCCUGGGCUUCCCGCAGCCGCCGGAGAGCCAGGGUCCGCUGUGCCAGGCCGCCCCCCUGGAAGACUGGGAUUGCGAGGAGGGCCUCCUGAGCCCCCCUGCCUUUGGGGAGCAGACCGAGGUCCGCUUCUUCGUCCACCAUAACGUCCGCUACCUCUGGAGCGCGGAGUCCCAGUCCUUCCAGCGUCUGAGGGCCCUGGACCUGGGCCGGCCCUUCUCCGCCCUGCACGCCCCCCACGGGGCAGGCCUCCCGCGCGGCACCCAGGACUACCGGCGGCUUUUCUACGGCACCAACCAAAUUGAUGUCCAAGUGCCUUCCCUCCCCAAACUUCUCAUCAGGGAGGUGUUGAAUCCCUUCUACAUUUUCCAAGUCUUCAGCAUGGUGCUGUGGUCCCUGGACAACUAUUACCUGUACGCCUCGGCCAUCCUCUUCAUGUCCCUGGUCUCCAUCUGCUCCUCCCUCUACACCAUCCGGAAGCAAUACGUCCUGCUUCACGACAUGGUUGCUGCGCACAACAUCAUCCGGGUGACGGUGUACCGAGGGCCUUAUGAGACGGAGGAGAUCUUCUCCACGGAGCUGGUGCCGGGGGAUGUCCUGCUGGUUCCUCCGGAAGGGCUGACCAUCCCCUGCGACGCGGUGCUGCUGAGCGGCACGGCCAUCACCAACGAGAGCAUGCUCACGGGAGAGAGCGUCCCCGUGACCAAGACGGCCUUGCCGGACCCCUCGCGAGCCGCGAACGGCCUGCUCCAGGAUCCCACCUACGACCCGGAGGAGCACAAGCGGCACACGCUGUUCUGCGGCACCUCCGUCAUCCAGACACGGUACUACUCCGGGGAGCCCGUCCGGGCGCUGGUCAUCCGGACAGGCUUCUCCACCUCCAAGGGGCAGCUGGUUUGCUCCAUCUUGUUCCCGAAACCGACCGACUUCCGCCUCUACCGAGACGCCUACCGCUUCCUCCUCUGCCUGGUGGGCAUCGCUGGGGUCGGCAUGCUGUACUCGGUCAUCCGCAGCGUCCAGCAGGCGGAGCCCGUGGGGCGCAUCAUCCUGGAAUCCCUGGACAUCCUGACCAUCACGGUGCCCCCCGCCUUGCCGGCGGCCAUGACGGCCGGGGUGGUCUAUGCCCAGCGGCGCCUGCGCAGGGAGCGCAUCUUCUCCAUCAGCCCCCAGCGCAUCAACAUCUGCGGGCAGCUCAACCUCAUGUGCUUUGACAAGACGGGGACAUUGACAGAGGACGGGCUGGACUUCUGGGGCUUCGUCCAAGCUCAGGACGGCCGCUUCCUCCCUCCGGGGCAGGACCUCCGCUCCCCGGCCCUGACCGGCUCUCCUUUCGUGGCCGCCAUGGCCGCCUGCCACUCGCUCGCCACCAUCGGGGGACGCCUCUCGGGGGACCCCCUCGACCUCAAGAUGUUCGAGGCCACCGGAUGGGUCCUGGAGGAGCCCACCAUGGAGGAAACGUCACGCCAUGACCAGAUCCAGCCCACGGUCGUCCGGCCCCCGGAUCGGGGGGCUCCAGGGACCCCGAAGGGAGCCCCCGAGGAGGAGGAGGAGCUCAUGGAGAUGAUGAGAUCCCACCAGAUCGGCCUCCUGGUGCAGUUCCCCUUCUCCUCGGCCCUGCAGCGCAUGAGCGUGGUGACCCGCACUUUGGGCGAGAAGCGCCUCACGGCCUACAUGAAGGGGGCCCCCGAAGUGGUGGGGAGCCUCUGCCGCCAGGAGACGGUUCCAGAGAACUUCUCUGCGGUGCUGGAGUCCUACACCCAACGAGGGCUGAGGGUCAUCGCGUUGGCACGACGGCGGCUGGAGAGCAAGUUCACCUGGCACAAGGUCCAGCACGUCAGCAGGGACCUCAUUGAGAGUGGCAUGGACUUUCUGGGGCUGGCCAUGCUCCAGAACAAGCUCAAGCCCGAGACUGUGCCGGUGCUGGCAGAGCUGCGCAGGGCCUGCAUCCGCCCCGUCAUGGUGACAGGAGACAACCUCUUGACGGCCGUCUCGGUGGGCCGCGAGUGCGGCAUGAUCCCGGCCAAAGGGAAGGUGAUUCUGACUGAGGCCUUGCCCCCCAGGGACGGCCAGCCGGCCACCAUCAACUGGCAGCAGGCGGAUGAGCUCCCGGCCCCGGAGAUCCCCGACAAAGACAGCAAGCAGGAUAUCAAGCUGAUGCUGGACGAGGAAGAACCUCCCCCUGCGGCACCGCGUCCAGUGGUCCCUGAGGUCAGCUACCACUUCGCCAUCGGGGGAAGGUCCUUCUCCGUCAUCCUGGAGCACUUCCCCGACCUGCUGCCCAAGCUGCUGCUCUGUGGCACCAUCUACGCCCGCAUGGCCCCCGACCAGAAGACGCAGCUGGUGGAAGCCCUGCAGAAGAUGGACUACUAUGUCGGGAUGUGUGGAGACGGAGCCAACGACUGCGGGGCCUUGAAGCGAGCGCACGCCGGGAUCUCCCUCUCGGAGCUCGAGGCCUCCGUGGCUUCGCCCUUCACCUCCAAGACACCCAACAUCUCCUGCGUCCCGGACCUCAUCCGGGAAGGCCGUGCCGCCCUCGUGACCUCCUUCUGCGUCUUCAAGUUCAUGGCUCUCUACAGCAUCAUCCAGUACCUCAGCGUCCUGCUCCUCUACUCGAUUCUGCGCAACCUCGGAGACAUUCAGUACCUCUUCAUCGACGUGGCCAUCAUCCUGUCUUUGGCUUUCACCAUGAGCCUGAACCGCGCCUGGAAGGAGCUGGUCCCGCAGCGCCCGCCCACCAGCCUGGUCUCCCCGCAGCUGCUGCUCUCGGUCCUGACGCAGGUCUUCCUCUCGCUGGGCUUCCAGGUGGGCGCCUUCCUCCUCGUCCGCGGGCAGCCCUGGUACCGCCAGCAGCAGAGCCGGGCUUGUGGGCCCGUCCCCAGCAACGCCACCGCCCUCCUGCUGGGCCCCAACCUGACCGGCCUGAGCAACGCCACGGCGGGAUACGCGGAGCCCCACACGCGGGAGGAGGAGACGGAGGCCGAGGCGGAGGAGGACUCUGUGCGCAGCCUGGAGAACACCACCCUCUUCUACGUCUCCUGCUUCCAGUACAUCGCCGUGGCCCUCGCCUUCGCCAAGGGACGCCCCUUCCGACAGCCCACCUGGACCAACCGUCCCUUUGUGGCCUCCCUCUUGGGCACCUCCGCCUUCCUGCUGGUCUUCUUAUUAUGGCCCAUGCCGGCCCUGGACGACUUCUUUGAGCUGGUGUGCGUCCCCUACGAAUGGCGGCUCAUCCUCCUGGUGCUGGUGCUGAGCAACCUGGUGCUCUCCGUCUCUUUGGAGAACUUCAUCUGCGACUGCGACAUCCUCUGGCAGCGGGUGUGCUACACCAAGAGGAAGUACGAAUACCCGAACCAGGCCACCUACCCCCAGCUGGAGCUGGACGCGAUGGCCCCCCCGACCUACUCUUGUCGCCGCCAGGCCCCGCCGAGGGCCAAGUACAAGCGCCUGGCCCAGGAGCUGCUCUUCGACCCCGAGUGGCCCCCGCAGCCCCGGACCAGCACCAAGGGGAGGGGGCCUCCCGCCGAGAGCAGCGCUUGACCGUCGUUUCACCCCUGGAGACAUCGGGCAUGGGCCGACUUCCAGGUGUUUUGGACUGCAACUCCUACCAUUCCUCACAGCCUCAGGCCCCUU
Messenger RNA from Anolis carolinensis (green anole), 4249 nucleotides. Its product is annotated as polyamine-transporting ATPase 13A3. The record is from RefSeq and is a predicted model, not a curated record. NCBI's taxonomy places the organism in Eukaryota, Metazoa, Chordata, Lepidosauria, Squamata, Anolidae. Gene Ontology annotation, cellular component: late endosome membrane. Gene Ontology annotation, molecular function: P-type ion transporter activity; ATPase-coupled monoatomic cation transmembrane transporter activity; polyamine transmembrane transporter activity. The transcript has 33 exons. Gene Ontology annotation, biological process: polyamine transmembrane transport; intracellular calcium ion homeostasis. The coding region runs from base 338 to 4156 and encodes 1272 amino acids.